Molecule: messenger RNA, 543 nt
Organism: Funneliformis mosseae
Lineage: Eukaryota; Fungi; Glomeromycota; Glomeromycetes; Glomerales; Glomeraceae
Source: the annotation of a GenBank genome assembly
AUGGAAAUAAUAACAACAAUUCAAUCUAUAUCAGGACAAAAUAAAAGAUUUGCAUCUCUAGGUAAAGAAUCUGAAAAUAUUGAAUUAGACUUUAAUAGUGAAACCAUUGUUUUAACUUAUAAGGCAUCUGAUAAAGAGAGUGAACUUACAAAAAUAGAUGCUGUUGUUAAAGCUUGUGAUGAGUCAUUAUUAGCAUAUGAUAGAUAUCGAAGACUUGCUGCAGUUGAAACAUCUCUUAUACGCGAAUAUUUGAUAGCUAAUUGUAGAGUUAAAAUUACUAAUCUUAUCAAUAAAGAAAUUAGAAUUGGAACAUUUGAUAUUGAUAAAGAUGAUGAUUUAUCUAAUAAUUUUGAAGAAGAUGAUAGUGUAAUUGUUGAUAAAGUAGAGAUCAGAAAUGGUGCAUAUAGAUCAAUUUAUACAAUGUUACAAACUUUAAUUCCAAUUUGGAAACAGGCUUCUCCUGCAAUUAUUAAUCUUGAUGAUACACUUAAGCUUAACUUGGUGGUGAUGGCCGCAAUGUUGGCAGAAAAUAAAGCCAUAUAA